Molecule: messenger RNA, 1522 nt
Organism: Cuscuta epithymum
Lineage: Eukaryota; Viridiplantae; Streptophyta; Magnoliopsida; Solanales; Convolvulaceae
Source: the annotation of a GenBank genome assembly
AGAACAGUGAGGGAUUAGAGAGCUGCUUUAUCGAUGUUAAAUGACGGUAAGCUCUUAUGUUGGCUUCUGCAGUUUAAAAUGUCUUAAUUUGAUUAUCUUCUUGCUUUAUAGAGUUGGGAAAAAACUGUUGAUUUCUAUAGCCCGGGACGUGGGUUAAUGCCUGCAAGUUUUAAAGUGAGAUCCACACCCGUUGUUGGAAAAGAUAGUGAAUUCGUGGAUGGUCUGGACCCAGAUUUUGGAGAAUGUGCUAUUGGGAGAGUUGCUCCUGUUGACUCUGGCUUAUGGUGGAUUAUAUUGCUUCGAGCUUAUGUAAAGAUUACAGGUGAUUAUUCCCUUCAAGAGAGGGUUGAUGUACAGACAGGGAUUAAAUUGAUGCUUAAUCUCUGCUUACGGGAUGGUUUCAACAUGUUUCCUACACUCUUGGUCACUGAUGGUUCUUGCAUGGUUGAUAGAAGGAUGGGGAUUCAUGGUCAUCCACUUGAAAUUCAGGCCUUAUUUUACUCAGCUUUGCGUUGUACUCGUGAGAUGCUGAUUGUGAAUGACUCAACCAAAAGAAUGGUUGCAGACAUCAAUAACCGGCUCAGUGCACUAUUAUUCCAUAUAAGAGAAUACUAUUGGCUGGACAAGAAGAAAAUUAAUGAAAUAUAUCGCUACAAGACUGAAGAAUACUCCACGGAUGCUAUCAACAAAUUCAACAUCUAUCCAAAUCAGAUUCCUUCAUGGAUUCUAAAUUGGAUUCCAGAAACCGGAGGAUAUCUUGUUGGCAACCUACAGCCUGCUCACAUGGAUUUUCGUUUUUUUACACUUGGAAACCUUUGGGCUGUCAUUUCGUCAUUGGGCGCCCCCGAGCAGAAUGAAUCUAUUUUGAAUUUUAUCGUAGAGAAAUGGGAUGAUCUCGUUGCACAAAUGCCUCUAAAGAUAUGUUAUCCAGCUUUAGAUGGUGAAGAUUGGCGAAUAAUAACUGGAAGUGACCCUAAGAAUACCCCAUGGUCAUAUCACAAUGGGGGGUCUUGGCCAACCCUUCUUUGGCAGUUGACCCUAGCUUGCAUUAAGAUGGGAAAACCAGAAGUUGCAAGGAGAGCAGUAGGUGUGGCUGAAGAGAGGCUAAAGGUGGAUAACUGGCUUGAAUAUUAUGAUGCAAGGCAUGGAACAUUCAUUGGCAAACAAGAAUGGUUGCAUCAGACGUGGACAAUUGCUGGCUACUUGACCUCAAAGAUGCUUUUGAGGAAUCCAGACAUGGCAUCCUUGUUGGUCUGGGAUGAAGAUUAUCAACUCCUGCAAAAUUGUGUUUGUGGGCUGAAAGGUAAUGGCAGAAGAAGAUAGAUAGUGCUCUCCCUCUGGCCUUACAGCUCAAAAAAUUGGUCACUGAGUGUACUUCAUUUCUAAGACUUUUUUUCAUUAUGAAGAUCAUGGACUUGCGAUACAAUUGUGUAAACUAUAAAUACAUACAUGUGUGAUUUGAAUCGUUAAUUGAUAUGUGACAUGUACUGAUGGAGCAUGUGUGUUGUAUGUUUGAUGGAAC